CUUGUCAUCAAAGCAAUUAUAUCUGCAGAAGAAACUAUUACCUUGUCAUGCAGAUAUACACUUCCUAACAAAAUAAACUGUUUUGAACUCUAUGGCUUUGAUGUAUUGAUCGAUGAGAACCUGAGUCCCUGGCUGCUGGAGGUUAACACCUCUCCAUCUGUAAGUUGUGAUCAUUUCCUCAAUUUAAAAAUCAAGAGCAAUUUGAUUGCAGACUUGCUUUCUUUAGUUAGUGUGGAGUGUAAGAGUGGAGAAAAAAGAAAAACUUACCAGAGCUAACCCAUAUGAUGAGGAGAUCUUUCAUUGGGUUAAGGACAAGGAGGAAGAAAGGAGAGUGUUUUUUGUAAGACUAUUCCCCUGGCAAGACACAUGGCAGUGAUAUGGCCCUUUACUGACAUACAAGGUCAUGAAUAAAGCCCUGUCUAAACAUCUUUAUACAAAGAAGCCUGCAAUGUAUGGAAAGAGCAGCAGUGGACCCCAUCAGAAUACAGAGGUGUAUGAGGAAAAGCUGCCUCUUUUAACCCAAACCAUGAUAAAGUACCAGGAGAAGACAAACAAGUUAGUUGAAAUUUCAAAGAUGCAUCAGAAGAGUGCUGUAAAAGCUGUCCCAGAGUUGGUGAACAGAAGACCAAAAAUUGCAAAACCAUCUUGUUGCAGUGGAAAAGACAAAGUCCUGGAGCUGGGUAGAAGGAAAUCUGGAAACAUUUUGGAAACAUCUCUCCACAGUGGAAGGGCAGCUUCUGCAGGGGUAAUGAGCAGGAGAUCAGGAAAAAAUGUGGAAACAGCUCAUUGCAGUGGAAAGGAAGUUGUCCAAGAGAUGAGAAGCAGGAGACCAGGAAUUAGUACAGAAAAAUCUCUCUGCAGUGGAAGGGAAGCUAUUCGAGAGUUGGGGAACAAAAGAGCAGGAAAAAUUGGGGAAGUUCUCCCGGAGGUGUGCAGCAGGAGACCAGGCAAUAUUACUGAAAGAUCUCUCCGCAGUGGAAACAAAGCUAUUCCAAAGUUAGGGAGCAGAAGAACUGGAAAAAUUGUGGCAACAUCUUGCCGCAUUGCAAGGGAAGCUGUCCCAGAGAUGAGGAAUAGGAGACCAGAAAAUAUUGUGGAAACAUCUCACCGCAGUGGUAGGGAAGCUUUCCCGAAGGUGGAGAAAAGGAGGCCUGGAAAUAUUUUCCAAACAUGUCCCCAAAGUAGAAGGGUAACUGGCCAGGAGUUGAAAAGCGGAAGACCAUUUGUGGCAAAGAAAAGUAUUUUGGAGGCACGCAUUGGCUCAGUUGGUGGUGUAAAAGAACCAACAAUGAUUGAUAGCAAAAAGACAGAAUGUUUGUGGCACCAAAACGAGGCACUUGAAACACGUUCCCAAGAAAUAAAGGACAUAUGUGAUGGCUUUUUGUCUUAUUACAAACAGGCAUUCUUGGAAUAA
This is a messenger RNA of Pelobates cultripes (western spadefoot toad), 1414 nucleotides long. NCBI's taxonomy places the organism in Eukaryota, Metazoa, Chordata, Amphibia, Anura, Pelobatidae. The record is from the annotation of a GenBank genome assembly.